CAUCACUACUGCUGCUCCUACUACUACUCACUCAUUCACUCAAGUGUGCAUCGUCGUCCGUUACUGAUGUCGAUCACGGCCAGCUCGGCGGCGUUGGCCAAACUGGAGCCAUUCCUGCUCCUGGCAAAGAAUAUGCGCGGCACAGCAGCAGCCAAGCUCAUCGAGGAGGCAACCGCUGCGCCAGGCUGCUACGUCUUCUCCGAGCUGCUCGAGUGCAACGGCAUCGCCGAUCUCGCAAAUGACGCUCAACACGGAGCGAGCUACCGCAAGCUGGAGCUGUUUGCCUAUGGGGAUCUCAUCGAAUAUCACUCUGCCCCGCCUGGCACCUACCCGAGCCUGACAGAGGCUCAGCUCGUCAAGCUCCGGCACCUCACCCUCGUCUCUCUCGCCACACACAGCCGGUCACUCUCCUAUGCCACCCUGCUCCCCGCGCUGGGCCUGGGCUCGGGAGACGCGCAGGCGAAUGCCCGUGAAGCAGCAGGUCCCUCGUCUGGCGCGACGAGCAGCAAGCUCGCGGCUUCGCUGGGCCCAAAGCAGGUCCGGCAGCUCGAAGACGUCGUCAUUGAUGCCAUGUACGCCGGCGUGCUCAGCGGCAGGCUCGAUCAGCGCAUGCAACGCCUCGAAGUCGACGGCGUCAUGGGUCGCGAUGUCCGUGGGCCUGCCGAGAUCGAGAAGCUGGCCACGUCGCUCCAGGAGUGGUCGAGCAUCACCAACCACCUGCUACAGACGCUCCAGGCGCGCAUCAACGAGACGCGCAAGGCCGACGAGUCGCGCAUCGAAUCGCGCAACGCACACAAUGAAGAGCUCAGAAGGGUCCUUCUCAGCUUGGCCAACAGGCCGAAUGCGGCGGGUCUCGGAGGCGGUCCUGGAGGGGGCGGCGGUGGUGGUGGAGGAUUUCCUGGCGACGUCGCGAUGGGAGGAGGAGCGGGUAGUGGCAAUGGAUCAAGGUACGACAGGUUGGGAAGCGACAAGUUCGGCGAGAUGAUGGACGUCGAUGAGGAUCAGGGCUCACGAAGAAAGAAAGCGGGAGGAACAGGUCCGAUGCGCUCCAAGCGCAGCCGAGCUUGACAUGCAAGACCAUGACGACUGCAUCUUUGUAACACAACAACACUCCCCGUUCCCACCAAUACAAUUCUUUCCCCUCC
Acaromyces ingoldii is the source of this 1145-nucleotide messenger RNA. RefSeq lists its product as hypothetical. Gene Ontology annotation, cellular component: COP9 signalosome. The coding region runs from base 67 to 1068 and encodes 333 amino acids. The record is from RefSeq and is a predicted model, not a curated record. The transcript has 4 exons. NCBI's taxonomy places the organism in Eukaryota, Fungi, Basidiomycota, Exobasidiomycetes, Exobasidiales, Cryptobasidiaceae.